CAGCGGCAGGGAGAAAACAGCCCAAGACGGGAGCACAUGAAGACCACGAAGAAAAUUCUGAGUAGCAAUUGUGAAUGGUAUUCUUGCUAGACACCUUCUGCCUGAGCAUCUGAAAUGAACCUCUUGCAUUGAUUGUUUUGAUUGGCCUGGAGCCAGGAGUACUGGAUUCAGUUGACUUCAGGCUAAAAAGAAAACAGUCUUGGUUGUCAUCACAAACAUACGAACCAGUGUGAUGGUGAAAUGAGAUGAGGCUCCGAAAUGGAACUGUAGCCACUGCUUUAGCAUUUAUCACGUCGUUCCUCACUUUAUCUUGGUAUACUACAUGGCAAAAUGGGAAAGAAAAACUAAUUGCUUAUCAACGAAAAUUUCUUGCUUUAAAAGAACGUCUUCGAAUAGCUGAACAUCGAAUUUCCCAGCACUCCUCUGAAUUGAAUAACAUUGUCCAACAGUUCCGGAGUGUAGGGGUCGAAACAAAUGGAAGUAAGGAUGCGUUGAAUAAAUUUUCAGGUAAUACCCUAAAGCUACUAAAGGAGUUAACAAGCAAAAAAUCCCUUCAAGUGCCAACUAUUUAUUAUCAUUUGCCUCAUUUAUUGCAAAACGAAGGAAGCCUUCAGCCUGCUGUGCAGAUUGGCAAUGGAAGAACAGGAGUUUCAAUAGUAAUGGGGAUUCCCACAGUGAAGAGAGAAGUUAAAUCUUACCUCAUAGAAACUCUUCAUUCCCUUAUUGAUAAUCUGUAUCCUGAAGAGAAGUUGGACUGUGUUAUAGUAGUCUUCAUAGGAGAGACAGAUAUUGAUUAUGUCCACAGUGUUGUGGCCAACCUGGAGAAAGAAUUUUCUAAAGAAAUCAGUUCUGGCCUGGUGGAAGUAAUAUCACCCCCUGAAAGCUAUUACCCUGACUUGACAAACCUAAAGGAGACGUUUGGAGACUCAAAAGAAAGAGUGAGAUGGAGAACAAAGCAAAACUUAGAUUACUGUUUUCUAAUGAUGUAUGCUCAGGAAAAGGGCAUAUAUUACAUUCAGCUUGAAGAUGACAUUAUUGUCAAACAGAAUUAUUUUAAUACUAUAAAAAAUUUUGCACUCCAACUUUCUUCUGAGGAAUGGAUGAUUCUAGAAUUUUCCCAGCUGGGCUUCAUUGGUAAAAUGUUCCAAGCGCCAGACCUCACUCUGAUCGUAGAAUUCAUAUUUAUGUUCUAUAAGGAGAAACCCAUCGAUUGGCUCCUGGACCACAUUCUCUGGGUCAAAGUCUGUAACCCUGAAAAAGAUGCAAAACAUUGUGAUAGACAGAAAGCAAACCUACGCAUUCGCUUCAGACCAUCCCUUUUCCAGCACGUUGGUCUGCACUCAUCACUGUCGGGAAAAAUCCAGAAACUCACGGAUAAAGAUUACAUGAAACCAUUACUUCUCAAGAUCCAUGUCAACCCUCCUGCCGAGGUGUCUACUUCCUUGAAGGUUUACCAAGGACACACACUGGAGAAAACGUACAUGGGGGAGGAUUUCUUCUGGGCCAUCACCCCAAUAGCUGGAGACUACAUCUUGUUCAAAUUUGAUAAGCCAGUCAAUGUAGAAAGUUAUCUUUUCCACAGUGGCAACCAGGAGCAUCCAGGAGAUAUUCUGCUCAACACAACUGUUGAAGUUUUGCCACUUAAGAGAGAAGGUUUGGAAAUAAGCAAAGAAACCAAAGACAAACGAUUAGAAGAUGGCUAUUUCAGAAUAGGAAAGUUUGAGAACGGUGUCGCGGAGGGAAUGGUAGAUCCUAGCCUCAACCCCAUCUCGGCCUUUCGCCUGUCAGUCAUUCAGAACUCUGCUGUUUGGGCCAUUCUUAACGAGAUUCAUAUUAAAAAAAUCACUAAUUGAUCAUCUAAGAAACCAACACGUUUUUUCCUGGUGACUCUGUUAAAGAUAGCUAAGCAUGUACCUUUUUUUUUUUUUU
Molecule: messenger RNA, 1929 nt
Organism: Marmota monax (woodchuck)
Lineage: Eukaryota; Metazoa; Chordata; Mammalia; Rodentia; Sciuridae
Product: alpha-1,3-mannosyl-glycoprotein 4-beta-N-acetylglucosaminyltransferase A-like
Exons: 1
Coding region: 246-1853 (535 amino acids)
Biological process (GO): protein N-linked glycosylation
Cellular component (GO): endoplasmic reticulum; endoplasmic reticulum-Golgi intermediate compartment; Golgi stack
Molecular function (GO): acetylglucosaminyltransferase activity
Source: RefSeq, a predicted model, not a curated record